ACGCCCUGUCUGAGCUCACCAGAGAAGUCUGCUCCACACACACUGUAUUUAUAGCAGCUACGAGGCGUGCCCAGUGUGUGGCACUUCUCUUUUUUUAAGUAACGUGGCUUCCGAAAGUUGCGCACACCCCCAGCUCAGCGGAGCGCGGAGGCCCGGCGGCAGGCGCGGGCGAGGGGCGUCUGGGCGCAGGUGGCCCUGCGCUGUGUGCACCCGGGCGGCGAGUUCGCGGCUGCUCGCGGGAUGGCUUGCAGAUGCAAGAUGUGUCUCCGGCCAGCAGGAGGAAGGAAGAGGAAGUGAGACCAGCGGCCGCCCGCGGCGCAGCAGCCGGUCGCCCCAGAGUGUAAGUGCGUGUGCGGGGCGCGUGAGCAUGGGCGCGGGAUAGCGGCCGCAACCCGCGGCGGAGCCUCGCUGGGUCCCCUGCUUCCUUUCUUCUUCCUCCUAACCCCCGCCUCCGGCCACCGGUCGCCGGAGCUCUGCGCGCCCGGAACGGUCCCCAGCGCCAGCGCAGUCCUGCGACCCCCGGCAGGUGUAGACACGUGUGACCAUCCACGCCACAGGAUCCCAAAUUCCACUGGCUUUGGACUUCUUUGGGGCUUACCAUGCCGCCACCCGUGGACAUUGUCAAGGUGGCCAUAGAAUGGCCGGGCGCCUUCCCCAAACUCAUGGAGAUUGAUCAGAAAAAACCACUGUCUGCAAUAAUAAAGGAAGUCUGUGAUGGGUGGUCUCUUGAAAACCAUGAAUACUUCGCACUGCAGCAUGCUGAUAGCUCAAACUUCUAUAUCACAGAAAAGAAUCGCAAUGAAAUAAAAAAUGGCACUAUCCUUCGAUUAACCACAUCUCCAGCUCAGAAUGCCCAGCAGCUCCACGAGCGCAUCCAGUCAUCCAGCAUGGACGCCAAGCUGGAGGCCCUGAAGGACUUGGCCAGCCUCUCGCGGGACGUCACCUUUGCCCAGGAGUUUAUCAACCUGGACGGCAUCUCUCUGCUCACCCAGAUGGUCGAGAGCGGCACUGAACGAUACCAGAAGUUGCAGAAGAUUAUGAAACCUUGCUUUGGGGACAUGCUGUCCUUCACACUGACGGCCUUUGUGGAGCUCAUGGACCAUGGCAUCGUGUCGUGGGAUACGUUCUCAGUGGCAUUCAUUAAGAAGAUAGCAAGUUUUGUGAACAAGUCUGCCAUGGACAUCUCAAUCCUGCAGCGGUCUUUGGCCAUUCUGGAGUCCAUGGUGCUCAAUAGCCAUGAUCUCUACCAGAAGGUGGCACAGGAGAUCACUAUCGGCCAACUCAUUCCUCAUCUUCAAGGCACAGAUCAAGAAAUCCAAACCUACACCAUUGCUGUGAUUAAUGCGCUUUUCCUGAAGGCCCCAGAUGAGAGGAGGCAGGAGAUGGCAAAUAUUUUGGCGCAGAAGCAGCUCCGUUCCAUCAUUUUAACACACGUCAUCCGAGCGCAGAGGGCCAUAAACAACGAGAUGGCGCAUCAGCUCUAUGUCCUGCAAGUGCUCACCUUCAACCUCCUGGAAGACAGAAUGAUGACCAAGAUGGACCCGCAGGACCAGGCUCAGAGAGACAUCAUAUUUGAACUUCGAAGAAUUGCUUUUGAUGCGGAGUCUGAACCAAACAACAGCAGCGGCAGCAUGGAGAAGCGCAAGUCGAUGUACACCCGGGAUUAUAAGAAACUUGGCUUCAUUAAUCAUGUCAACCCCGCUAUGGACUUCACCCAGACUCCUCCCGGAAUGUUGGCUCUGGACAACAUGCUGUACUUUGCCAAGCACCACCAGGAUGCCUACAUCCGGAUUGUACUGGAGAACAGUAGUCGAGAAGACAAGCAUGAAUGUCCCUUUGGCCGCAGCAGCAUAGAGCUGACCAAGAUGCUGUGUGAGAUCCUGAAAGUGGGCGAGCUGCCCAGUGAGACUUGCAAUGACUUCCACCCGAUGUUCUUCACUCACGACAGAUCCUUCGAGGAGUUUUUCUGCAUCUGCAUCCAGCUCCUGAACAAGACCUGGAAGGAAAUGAGGGCGACUUCGGAAGACUUCAACAAGGUCAUCCAGGUGGUGAGGGAGCAGGUUAUGAGGGCGCUGACAACCAAGCCUAGCUCCUUGGACCAGUUCAAGAGCAAACUGCAGAACCUGAGCUACACUGAGAUUCUGAAAAUCCGCCAGUCUGAGAGGAUGAACCAGGAAGAUUUCCAGUCUCGCCCAAUUUUGGAACUGAAGGAGAAGAUCCAGCCAGAGAUUUUGGAGCUGAUCAAGCAACAACGCCUGAAUCGCCUUGUGGAAGGGACCUGCUUUCGGAAACUCAAUGCCAGGCGGAGGCAAGACAAGUUUUGGUAUUGUCGGCUUUCACCAAAUCACAAGGUCCUACAUUAUGGAGACUUGGAAGAAAGCCCUCAGGGAGAGGUGCCCCACGAUUCCCUGCAGGACAAACUUCCGGUGGCAGAUAUCAAAGCUGUGGUGACGGGAAAGGACUGCCCUCAUAUGAAAGAGAAAGGUGCCCUUAAACAAAACAAGGAGGUGCUUGAACUUGCUUUCUCCAUCUUGUACGACUCCAACUGCCAAUUGAACUUCAUUGCUCCUGACAAGCACGAGUACUGUAUCUGGACCGAUGGACUGAAUGCACUGCUCGGGAAAGACAUGAUGAGUGACCUCACACGGAAUGACCUGGACACCCUGCUCAGCAUGGAAAUCAAGCUCCGCCUCCUGGACCUGGAAAACAUCCAGAUCCCCGAUGCACCCCCACCAAUCCCCAAGGAGCCCAGCAACUAUGACUUCGUCUAUGACUGUAACUGAGGUGGCUGGGCCCAGACAUGCCCCUCCCCCUAAACUGGAAAAAUCUAGCUAACAGGAGAGAGGACCAGAAGUGUGGGUGCAUCCUGGAAUUGUCUUUGGUAAAGGGAAGCUGCAAGUCAAUCCUUCCUCUGGUCUCCCUUGGCGUUUUCAGCCCCAUCCUGGCUCCUUGCCAACCUCCUUGAAUCUGAUUAUAGACUUACUGCUUUAGAUUGCUUCCCAUUGCUGCAGAUCACUGGUAGGACAAACGCAAAACCCACCUAAUAAAAGAGGCAAGGAACCAUCUGUCCCAAUCCCUGGCCAGCACGUCCUUCCUUCUUGGAGGAGGAAAGCCAGCAGUUCCAGGCUGGUGCCAGAUUUGCCCACCACACCAAGAAGAAUGGCCCCACAACUGGGUCUGGAAGAAAUGGCCUAGCUGCUUGAUGAGAAGACCAAACAUCAUGUCCCCUUUGCCUUCUUUAGGGCCAACUUGUACCACCGAUUCUAUCUGAGUUCAGAUCUGCAUCCAGAUCUCCCUCCCUGUCCUUGCCUUGGCUUUGCCCUGGUCCACUGCAGCCCCCAAAAGCAGUAGCAACAACCUCAUCAUAGUCCUCGCAGGCACUGGAUCUCCCAGACAGUCCACAGAGCCCGUGCCCUCUCCGCGUGUGCACUGUGACAGUGCCCGACCUCCCCUCCACACCAGCCAGUCUUGGGGUUCCUCUCCCUACCCCAACCUGGACCUGCCUUCUUCAUGCCACACCUGCUCCCAGCCUAUUAGCUGAAAGCACAAAUGCAAUCAGUAGUCAUGCUCCGUCCCUAAUAGACUAAGCCUAAAAGCCUCUGUGAGGGGCUGUCGCUAUCCAAGAGUUAGGUGUCACCUCCUCCUGGGGGCCUUGCUGCAGAACAGGUUCCAUGGGAUGGUCGCGCUCUCAGACAUCCUAGUUUACAUCGUUGUAAUUAUUAUAGGUAUUUGCAAUUUGCAAGGGUUUUGGGUUUUUUUUUUUUUUGCUUUGUUUUUGUACAAAAGAGUCUAACAUUUUUUGCCAAACAGAUAUAUAUUUAAUGAAAAGAAUAGAUACAUAAAUGUGUGUACUUUCCAGGGUUUUUUUUUAAUUAUUUUAAUCCCAAACAUCUUCCUGAGAAUAACAUUCCCUUACACAUGCUGUGGAAUAAAAUUAAUUAUAAUGAGA
Molecule: messenger RNA, 3949 nt
Organism: Chinchilla lanigera (long-tailed chinchilla)
Lineage: Eukaryota; Metazoa; Chordata; Mammalia; Rodentia; Chinchillidae
Gene: Elmo1
Product: engulfment and cell motility 1
Exons: 22
Coding region: 600-2783 (727 amino acids)
Biological process (GO): actin filament organization; cell motility
Cellular component (GO): plasma membrane; guanyl-nucleotide exchange factor complex
Source: RefSeq, a predicted model, not a curated record